GACAAUUAUUAGCAGUGAUUUGUUUGUUCACUUCCGGGUUCAUCUUCUUCUACGGUUGAGUUUGAAACGUCAUCGAUGCUGACAGAUUCCAGAAGCAGCUGAGCGAGGACAUGUUUUUCUUCCCAAAGAAAGACGAAGUUGAUGAGAAGUUGUCCCCCAAUGAGCGCGAAGGAGGAGGUCUUAUCUGUCCUGCGUGUCUUCAUCCGUCACUGGGACGCACUCGGACCGACUUCACGUCCACGCCGCGCCGGACCAGGAAUAACUCGUGCAAGGAGACGCUCGGAAGGAACAGAACCCUCCCGCAAGAACCGAAUCUGAGCCGCUCUGCCGCCCCGCACUCGUCAGCGCAGCUCCGACUCCCAGAGGACUUAAGUUGGCAAUGAAGACCCGAAUGGACUGACUUUACUUGGCCGGGAUAAACACGACCUUGACGCGCUCAAGUCUCCCGCUGAGACGACAAGAGAUCAGGUGAUGUCGAUAAAGUUUGCGGUCCUCCAAAAGUGAGAAGACGGCGCUGGAGUUGUUCAAGAGUCUUCAUUAAUGAUGUCUUCCAUGCGAGUGUCGCCUCCCUUUCGCGCUCCAUCCGAGGAAGCGGACGACGACGACAACAACGCUGCCUGGGUGGACGACGAGGGUCCCAGGGAGACCACGUCGCCCUCUCCUCCCGACCAGCCCCGCCCCCUGGACGAGCUGCAGCCAAUCAGGGAGAAGCGAGGGGCCGCGGACUCGUGGGAGGAUGUCGGCUCUUCCGCCAUGGACCACGACGGCGCUAAAGGAUGCUCCGCCUACUCCUACCGGGCCAACUCCGCCUCCCCGCCCAAGCCGGAGGAGUGUUCCCGGGGGGAUCGCGGCGAGCAGACGGUGUCGGGCGCCACCUUCGGCACGCCGGAACGCCGCAAAGGGAGCCUGGCGGACGUGGUGGACACGUUGAAACAGAAGAAGCUGGUGGAGAUGACCAAGACGGAGCAAGACGAGCCGUCCUGCAUGGAGAGACUGCUCUCCAAGGAAUGGAAAGAACGCGUCGAUCGCCUCAACGCCACUGAACUGCUGGGUGAGGUCAAAGGGACGUCAGAGUCGCUGGAGGACAAGGAGCGGCAGCUUUCCGCCAUGAUCGGCCAGCUGAUCAGCCUGCGCGAGCAGCUCCUCUCUGCCCACGACGAGCAGAAGAAGAUGGCCGCCUCGCAGCUGGAGAAGCAGAGGCAGCAGAUGGAGCUCGCCAGGCAGCAGCAGGAGCAGAUUAGCAGACAGCAGCAGCAACUCCUGCAGCAGCAACACAAGAUCAACGUUCUCCAACAACAGAUCCAGGUCCAAGGGCACAUGCCCCCCCUCAUGAUCCCCGUGUUUCCUCACGACCAGAGGUCUUUGGUGGCUGCCGCCGCCGCACAGCAGGGUUUCCUCUUCCCACAAGGCAUGUCCUACAAACCAGGUGACAACUACCCCAUGCAGUUCAUUCCUUCAACAAUGGCGGCCGCUGCGGCUUCUGGACUCAGUCCACUUCAACUACAGCAGUUGUACGCCGCCCAGCUAGCAAGCAUGCAGAUUUCACCAGGGGCCAAGAUGCCGCCACUCUCGCAGGGGCCCAUCAACGCCUCGGGCCCCCUGUCGCCUUCCGCCCUCAAGAGCGAAAAGAAAGCGUCCAGUCCUGUCGCUCAAGUCAAGGAGGAAGGAUCCACACAACCUCUCAACCUCUCAGCCCGACCGAAGACAGGAGAGCCUCUGCGCUCGCCAACAUCGCCCACUCAGACCAUGUUCUUCGGCAACAAGACCAGCCCCACCGGGAGAGGCAAGGCCCGGGUCCCCAGCCCCGUGUCCUCCAUGGGCCGCAACGCAUCCCUAGACAUCUUGUCCAGCCUGAACUCCACGGCUCUCUUCGGGGACCAGGAUGCCGUGAUGAAGGCCAUCCAGGAGGCCAGGAACAUGAGGGAGCAGAUCCAGAGAGAGCAGCUGCACCACCACCCGCAGCACCAGCCUCCCUCCCAUCUUCACCACCACCACCAUCAUCAUCCUCCUCCCUCCGCAGCGCCUCCCGGUCACCAAAGUCUGGAGGCCAAACUGUCGGCGCUGAGCAGCAUGAGCCUCAACAACGGCAACAAGGAGCGUCUGCACUACGAAUCGCUGAGUCAUCACUUGGGCAAACUGGGCGAGGAUGCGGGCAAGAUGGUCCACCGAGUCAUCGACCUGACCAGGCCAGAGGAUCUGGAUGGAAGCAGCAUCACGGAGGCGCGAGUGUUCCGGGAGGCGCGGGGCAGGAACAACACCGAGCCGCACAUCAAGAGGCCCAUGAACGCCUUCAUGGUCUGGGCCAAAGACGAGCGGAGGAAGAUCCUGCAGACCUUCCCUGACAUGCACAACUCCAACAUCAGCAAGAUCCUAGGUUCUCGCUGGAAAGCUAUGACCAACCAGGAGAAGCAGCCGUACUACGAGGAGCAGGCCCGUCUCAGCAAGAUCCACUUGGAGAAGUACCCCAACUACAAGUACAAGCCGCGGCCCAAGAGGACGUGCAUCAUCGACGGCAAGAAGCUGCGCAUCGGCGAGUACAAGCAGAUGAUGCGCUCACGACGCCAGGAGAUGAGACAGUUCUUUGUUGGCCCCCAGGCUCCCAUCCCCCUGGGCAACAGCGCGGGCAGCGUGGGCGUCUACCCGGGCGGCAUCACCAUGGCGACGACGGCCACGCCCUCCCCCCACCUGACCUCGGACUGCUCCAGCAACUCUGCCAGCCCAGAGCCGGCCGCGCCCGUCAUCCAGGCCGCGUACGGCGUGGUCAAGGCCGAGGCCCGUCGCGACGACACGGACAUGUACGAGGACUUCGAGGACGAGCCCAAGUCGGACUACAGCAGCGAGCACGAGACGCGGGAGGACAUCGGCGCCAACUGAGCGCGCUCACAAAACGAACCGUCUUCGUCAGACGGCCGACGGUGACCUCGGACCCGCCGAGACGAGCCCGUCACGAUCUGAGGAGUCGGCAACUUUUUAUUAUCUCCGUGUUUUUACUUCUCGUCUUUGA
This is a messenger RNA of Entelurus aequoreus (snake pipefish), 3004 nucleotides long. Its product is annotated as transcription factor SOX-6-like. Gene Ontology annotation, molecular function: RNA polymerase II cis-regulatory region sequence-specific DNA binding; DNA-binding transcription factor activity, RNA polymerase II-specific. The record is from RefSeq and is a predicted model, not a curated record. Lineage: Eukaryota; Metazoa; Chordata; Actinopteri; Syngnathiformes; Syngnathidae. Gene Ontology annotation, biological process: regulation of transcription by RNA polymerase II; central nervous system development; cell fate commitment. Gene Ontology annotation, cellular component: nucleus.